Molecule: messenger RNA, 801 nt
Organism: Coniosporium apollinis CBS 100218
Lineage: Eukaryota; Fungi; Ascomycota; Dothideomycetes
Exons: 1
Coding region: 1-801 (266 amino acids)
Cellular component (GO): endoplasmic reticulum lumen
Molecular function (GO): protein N-acetylglucosaminyltransferase activity
Source: RefSeq, a predicted model, not a curated record
AUGACUCUGGAUGUCUUGUGCAUGACUGAUCUCCCUGCUGGCUCCGCCUUCACGCUGGACGACGUACCCAACUCGCAGAUUGUGAUUCUCGACGAUCAUGAAGAGGGACCAUAUUGGGAUCUUUGGACGGUCUAUGCCGGUAAAUUUAUCAAGCGGCUGGGUGCGCUAUCCGCAGACGAGAUGGCUAGCAGCAGCGUGGUAAUACCGCUAGCUGGCGGCAGCAAUCCCCUCUGGCAGGCCGACUGGGAGCCAGUUGCCUGUACUUCCUCCCCGCUACUCUCUACGCUCACCUCUCGUGUAUUGACCUUCUACAAUAUCUCCACCUCGCCACUGCCGGACGACCGUCCUCUGACCCUCACGUUCAUCGACAGGAAGGAGACACGCCGUCUCCUGAACCGGACUGCUCUACUUUCCUCGCUGGAAGCCAAACACCCAGAGCUCAACAUUAGUGUAGUAGACUUCGCCAACACCACAUUCGCCGAGCAACUUCAAAUAGCCCGGGAAACCGACAUCCUACUCGGCGUGCACGGAUCGGGUCUGACCCACUCCCUUUUCCUCCCUACCGGCUCCGCCGUUGUGGAAAUCCUGCCUUACAGCGUCACCCGCCAACGCUUCCACAACCUCGCCAAAAUGAUGGGACACCGACACUUCGCUGCGCAUGCUGACGGGCAACUCCGAGAAGGCGGCACUGGAGACUGGCAGAAAGACGAUGUCUCCAUCUCACCAGAUCGGUUCUUAAGUCUCAUUGACGAAGCAGUGAAGAGUAUGGAGGACAGAGGCACCCUCAAAGACGUCACAUGA